AUGAACGGGGGCGGCGGCGCCGGGGACGCCGCCAUGCAGCAGAAGCGCGCGGCGGACGCGAGUGAAGAGGAGCGGAUGGCCAAGCAGAUGCGGACGGAGGCAAACGCCGCCUCGAACCUGGCCCAGGCCAACGCCAUGGCCGCCACGAGGGCCAUGUUCGGCAGCCCGCAGCAGCAGGGCAACAAUCUCUUCUUCAUGGGCUCUCAGCCCAUGAUGCAGUCGCUCCAGCUGGCUCAGCAGCAGCCCAUGCUGUCGGUGGCUCCCAGUGUCCCCACUACACAGGAGCAGCACAUGCAGAUGCAGAUGCAGCAGCGCCAGCAGCAGCAACAGUUCGCGGCGGCGAUGGCAGCUCGACGAAACGCGCAGCAGCAGCAACAGGCAGCAGCGAUGGCUACGAUGAUGGGACACCAGAAUGCUACGUCGAUGGCACAGCAGACGCCGCCGAUGCAAUCGAAUCCCGGCGCCAACGUUCACGUGGCGUCGCUUAUGGGAAGCCACGGAAUGAAUUUCCAGUUGAACACAUCGACCGCAGCUCCUGCGCAGCCCCAACAGUCGACGGUGCCCACUGGAAUGCAGAACCCAGCGCAGCCGCAGCAGCAGAUGCAGGCACCACCUGCUACUGUUGUGCCAGUGACGUCAAACGAGAUUGAAGAGCCUUGCCUUGUUUGCGGCAAGAAGGGGGACAUUUUCACGUGCAAUGGUGGCUGCGCUCUCCACGUACACCCUGCUUGCAUUGGCGAGGAUGCAAUUUUCCCGUUUGUUGUCGGUCAACUUUGUGGCAGUUGUUUCAUCGUGCAGCAGAAUAGGGCGUCACCGGAAGAUCUGACGAAGGGUGGACCGAAUGCUCUAUCGGUUCGAAGGGCGAUCUUGUGUGUGAAUUUGGAGACCAAUAGUAAUUUGAACUUCGACAAGUUCGGACAUUUGGCUUCGUUACGACUGGGAGAAAUCGGUUCGAUCGCAGGCUACCCGAUCAAACCAUUUGCUGAAAAGUUUGUCGAGCCGUAUUUGCAGGGACUACGACCAUUCGACACUGACGGUGUCAUCUGGGAGCAGUUUACGGAUCAGCUGCGGAUGAUUUUCGGCUUUUUAGACAUCAUGAGCAAUUUUGGCACGCUGCAGCUAAACCCAGAUCUGUUCGUGCCCGAAGUCAACAUCAUCUUCAAUCCAGCCUAUGUGAACCAAGCGAUGAUACUCAAUGAGUACGAGGUCGUCGGAAAGCUCCUCCAAUGCAUGAAGCUAUUCGGCCAGGCAAAAAGUAACGAUAACUUCGCCAUGAUCGACUCCGUCCAACGAUACUUGCUGUUCAAGCAUGGCCCCAAUGGAAGCUGGUGCAAGACGAAUGGUUCGACUGUGGAUCUUUAUAAGGCUACGGUCACUUGCUCAAAGGCGCUGCUUACACCGGACCUUCGAGGAUACGGCCCCAUUUCACACGAUUUCCAGCGGCUCCUGGAGCAAUGGGCUCGGAAUGCAGCACCAAAGCUUCCGUCUGCCGCGAUGGCUGGGGCAAAACUACCAGCCGAAAUGUCAAAGCUGAAGCUCCUUGCUUCCGGGGCGACUGUGAAGACAAACACACAAGCGAAGUUCAAGCGCCUUGAGGCAAUGUAUAAGCGACAAACUGCUCCAAAAGGAGGUACUGCCUCACUCGAAUCUUUAAUGACCGAGAGGAUGAAGCAACUUAUUAAGGCGAAGAAACUUGACGACCAAGCAAAGGCUGCCGCAGCAACUGAAGAAAAAAAGAUCGCUCAAGAUGGAGCAAAUUCGGUCAAAGAAGAGAAAGAUAACAUCAAGGAUGUGGUCCACCCCACCGAGCAUUCACCCAAUGACGAAAUGCCAAUCAAGAAAGAAGACGGAGUUGCAGACAACACGACUGACUCGGAAGACGUCAAAUCCGAAAACCAGUCGUCUCGGGCGGAAAAAGAUCAGGAUGAUGACGAUGUUUUAACAAACAUGAGUCUCCACGAAGACCUGGAAAUCUUUGAUGGUCUACAAUUUGAGGACGGCGGAGGCAUCAUUGACAUGAGCUUCCACUCAUUGGGCCCUUCCACAGAUGUUGAAGAAGACAACGGUGAAAAUGACGUAGAGGACCCCGAAGGCACUGACGCACCUGGUCAAGAUGAUGAGGACGAAGCUAUGGACGACCAUGUGUACGACGACGAUGAGGACGAGAAUGAAGAUAGCAGUCACGCUGCGGCUGGAGAUGCACCUCAUCAGGAGGAGGUACAAAUGCCAGACGCAGCCGACAUCGGCGAUGGCGGUUCGGAUUUCCCGUCUGACAUGUAA
This is a messenger RNA of Phytophthora sojae, 2280 nucleotides long. RefSeq lists its product as hypothetical. Lineage: Eukaryota; Oomycota; Peronosporomycetes; Peronosporales; Peronosporaceae. The record is from RefSeq and is a predicted model, not a curated record. The transcript has 10 exons. The coding region runs from base 1 to 2280 and encodes 759 amino acids.